Molecule: messenger RNA, 1911 nt
Organism: Rubroshorea leprosula
Lineage: Eukaryota; Viridiplantae; Streptophyta; Magnoliopsida; Malvales; Dipterocarpaceae
Source: the annotation of a GenBank genome assembly
CAACUUUUUUGAGAAGGGGGAUUGCUUAGUUAUCACAGCAAGCUGUACAUAUAUAACAAGGAGAAAGGAGAUUGAGUUCGUAUUAUUUGUGGCGUGGUGGCAGCGAAUAGCCGUAGUACCCGUUCGUUAGCUGUGCCUGAUGGCUAAGCCUGUGGCAACAAAAAUCCUUUCUCGCUACAACAUCUGCCCUCCACCAGACUCUACUCCUCCGUCCACCUCUCUUCCCUUAACUUUCUUCGACAUCCCUUGGCUUUUCUUUUCUCCAACUCAACCCCUCUUCUUCUAUCAAUACCCUCACUCCACUGAUCAUUUCCUAUCCUCUACUCUUCCUACCCUUGUCCACUCUCUCUCCCUUACUCUUCACCAUUUCUUUCCCUUUGCUGCAAAUCUUGUGCUGCCCUUGGGAUCCAACAAACCCAUCAUUUCUUACAACCAAGACAACUCUGUCUCACUUACCGUGGCAGAGUCUGAUGCUGACUUUUUUUACCUUUCCGAUUACCAUCAAAGAUGGGCUAAUCAAUUUCAUGCCCUGCUACCAGAAUUGUCAAGUACAACUAGGGGAUCCAUGAAACAAGAGCAAGGGAUUCCUCUGUUUGCUGCAAAACUCACCAUUUUUCCAAAUUAUGGUGUAUGCAUUGGACUUGCAUAUCACCAUGUUGUUGCUGAUGGGAGAACAUUCAACAAUUUCAUCAAGACAUGGGCGUCUUUACACCGUCAACAGUACUGCUCUUCUUCUUCUUCUUCUUCAUCUUCAUCCUCAUCCAUUCAUUCACCACCAUCUUACGAAAGGACAGUGAUCAAAGACACACAUGGGCUGGAGUCCAUCUUCCUUAAGGAGUACUGGUGCAUCCGAAAAUUGUCCACGGAUAUGAAUGGAGAUGGACUGGCUAUUGGCUGUAAUAAUGCUAAUGCAGACUUGUGUGAUGAUAUGGUUCGAGCCACCUUCGUAAUGAGCCCUACUGACAUGGCCAAGAUUAAACAAUGGAUCAUUAAUCAAUGCAAGGAGAAGAAGAAGCCAGAGCCUACGCAUUUAUCCCCUUAUAAUCUAGCUUGUUCUUUUUGUUGGGUGUGUUUGGUGAAAGCAGAUGAUGAGGAGAAACGUUUAGAGUUUGAUGAGGAGGAGGAGGAUCCUACUUACUUGGGAUUCAAUGCGGGCGGUAUUAGCCGGCUGGACUAUCCAGAUUCUUACUUUGGUAACUGUAUCGGAUUUGCUCGAUGCAUGGUAAUUAGGAGGGAGUUGUUGGGAGAGGAUGGAAUGAUUGUGGCAGCAACUGUGAUUGGGAACAAGAUUAAGGAGGUGAACAAAGCAAUACUGGAGGGGGCAGAAAAGUGGAUCUCAGAUUGGGUGGUUUUUACGAAGUCGGAGAAGAGGAAGAAGGUGCACCUUAUGGUUGUGGGAUCACCAAAGGUGGAUUUUUAUGAGACGGAUUUUGGGUGGGGGAGACCUAAGAAAAUAGAGGAAAUUUCAAUAGAUCAUGGGAAUGGGGAUGCAAUAUCUUUAACGGAAAGCAGAGAUAUCAAGGGUGGGAUUGAGGUUGGAUUGGCUCUAUCUAAGCCUAAAAUGGAUGCUUUUGCUUCUGCCUUCACUCGGAGUUUGAAGCUCAUGAAAUGAAAUGAUGAUUUCUUCUUGACUUGAUGAUGGGUUGGGUUGGGUUGGGACUUGAAGGCAUCUAUGGAAACAAAAACAAACAACCUUUCUUCUUCUUUUUCUUCUUCUUCUUUUGUUGUACGGUAAAUUAAUGUUUUCCUAUCAAUCAAUCCACCCAAUUUGCAUUUAGGAUCUUGUGUUGUCCUCGUCGUAAUCUAGAUGUUGGGACUUGAAGGCAUCUAUGGAAACAAAAACAAACAACCUUUCUUUUUCUUUUUCUUCUUCUUCUUCUUUUGUUGGUAAAGUAAAUUAAUGUUUUCCCA